Manduca sexta (tobacco hornworm) is the source of this 723-nucleotide messenger RNA. RefSeq lists its product as uncharacterized. Bases 1 to 723 code for a protein of 240 amino acids. The record is from RefSeq and is a predicted model, not a curated record. The transcript has 2 exons. NCBI's taxonomy places the organism in Eukaryota, Metazoa, Arthropoda, Insecta, Lepidoptera, Sphingidae.
AUGGUUGAGGACUGGGCCUUGGAGGUUGGCCUGGACGUCCUCAACAGGGGUUCCGUCGCCACGUGUGUGCGGAUGCGGGCGUGUUGUCGACUGGCGAGUAAUGGAGGCGGUGGAGACGCUGUCGGACCACCGGUAUAUCCGGUUCGACGUCUCCACCGAUCCCUCGAGCGCGCCAGUCCGACGGGCCCCAAGUGGUCCACGUUGGGCGUUGAGACAGCUGGACAGGAGCUCCUCCUGGAAGCCUCCAUCGUCCAGUCCUGGGUGCAAGCACCGGUCAGGCCGGACGAUGUGAAUAACGAGGCCGACUGGUUCCGGGAGGCUAUGUCCUCUGUCUGCGACUCGGCAAUGCCCCGAGUCCGCCGAAGCCAAGCGCGAGUGCAAGGUGUACUGGUGGUCGCGGAGCUGGCAUCGCUCCAGGCGGCGUGCUAUGCCGCGCGACGCCGGUACACCAGGUACCGCCAAAUCCGCAUCCGGCCUGUGGAUGCGGUGGCUCGAGAGGCGGAGCUAUACCAGGGGUACAGAGACGCAAAAGACGCUCUCUCGGGCGCGAUUCUAGAGUCUAAGAAUCGCGCCCACCAGGAGUUGCUGGAGUCUCUUGACGCAGACCCGUGGGGACGUCCUAAAAUGAUGCGGAGCAAGCUCCGCAUCUGGGCGCCCCCACUGACGCAGAGUCUCCGGCAGGAACUGGUCGAGGGCGUCGUUGGCGCUCUGUUCCUGCACUAG